AUGUGGCAGCAGGGAUCCGACAGCGGCGUGCCGAUCCGCAGAGCCUCACCUUUUCAGAUGGAUGCAGGUCCUCUUUUGCAAUCUCCACCUUUCAUGAUCAGUCGUACGAAUCUGCUCGCUGCGCAUACCAUAGCUCUUGUACUUAGCCUAUUGGACCAUGAAUUCGCGGGCGGCGACGUUGGCGACCUUUCACCAAUUAUCAUGUCGCGAUCUACGGCGCUACCAGUGAACCCUUUAGUCAACCACCAUCCCGCUUCCUCCCUCAGCAUCUGCCACAUUGACAGCCGGGGGCAGCUUAACCUGAAUUAG
This is a messenger RNA of Letharia columbiana, 309 nucleotides long. RefSeq lists its product as uncharacterized. The coding region runs from base 1 to 309 and encodes 102 amino acids. The transcript has a single exon. Lineage: Eukaryota; Fungi; Ascomycota; Lecanoromycetes; Lecanorales; Parmeliaceae. The record is from RefSeq and is a predicted model, not a curated record.